CCUUUGUCUAUCAAGUAUCAAGUUUGCACAGGCAAACUUUGGAAGUCCCCACCCCUACCAAACACUCAUAGAUACAUGCACAUGCUUGUGCAAUAUCAGUCAAGAUCUACAUGAAGGAGGACGGCAGCAUAACAACUUAAGAACUCGAUGGGAUGGACAUUCUUCCACAGGUGCUUUCACUGAGGAUUUGAGGAGCAAGCACACACACUGAACCAAACACACUUUCGACAGCAGGGGAUCAACAAUGUGAGGGUGUUUCCUGGCUGCUGACACUACGGACAGAGACUGUUUUAUGUGGGAGCUGUGAGAAGUGCCUCGCACUAUUUCUCCUCAGAGGGAGCGUCGAGGAACUAGCUCCAGCUUGUCAAAACCCUAUCUGCCUCUGGCUUCCUGAGGGGAAUCCCUCUCUCCAUAUCUCCCUCCAUCUGCCCUAUCCCCCUCUACAGUCCUCAGCAGCUGCUAUGGACCUGACUCUGUGGCAGUACCAGUUCAGGAUCAUCAUGUUAGGGGACUCGACAGUGGGCAAGUCGUCCCUGCUGAAGCGUUACACAGAGGAGAUGUUUCUGGACUGCAUCAACCAGACAGUAGGGGUGGACUUCUACGUGCACUUCCUGGAGGUGGAGCCUGGUGUUAGGGUCAAACUGCAGUUCUGGGACACAGCAGGCCAGGAGAGGUUCAGGUCAGUGACUCGGUCCUACUUCCGUAACUCAGUGGGGGGCCUGCUGGUGUUUGACCUGACUAACCGUGCCUCCUUUGAGCAUGUGCAGGAGUGGCACGCAGAGGUGUGUGAACAUGUGCAGCCCCACACGGUGCUGUUUGUACUUGUGGGAAACAAGAAUGACCGGGUGGCCCAGGGAGAGCGGGUGGUGGGCCAUAACGAGGCUGAGAAACUGGCAGGCCAGCUGGGGAUGCCCUACAUCGAGGCGUCAGCUAAGACUGGUCAGUGUGUGACGGAGGCUUUCGAGCUGCUGACCCGCCGGGUGUACCAGGGCUUGCUGAGUGGGGAGGUGCAGCUACAAGAGGGCUGGGACGGGGUGAAGUGCUUGGCUCCACGUGCAACCUUAGCACAGCUACAAAAUCCCAAGAUCAAUAAAUCCAACAACAGAAGGUGCUGUUCCUGAGUUGCUGUAUUGUCAUGUAUGCCAUGUCACAAUGCCUCUCUUGAAAAACUGACUGCCAUAUUGGAUAAAAGAUCAUAAAAUACUCUUGACUUGAGGCUCUUCACCAGAUGAGAAUAAGUUUUACAAGAUGGGCAUUACCUAUUGUGACAAUAUUUCAGAACAUGGAAAUAGACAUAACACAUGUAAAAGACUUGCAAGUGUGUGUACAGGGACUUUUCUGAAGGAGGUCGUUAGUUUGUCAUUCAGAAUCGAGAAACAUUAUCACAGUGGUAUUGCAGUUAAGGAAAUCUAGUCAAAUCUCUUUACCCUGAAUAGUGAUAUACUGAUGUAAUCCAUUUAUGUAGAAAGUGAACUCCGAAAUACUCAAGGUUCCAACAAAUGAGAAAGAACAUGACUUAACACUGAAAUAAACACACAAAUCAAAUGCCAA
Molecule: messenger RNA, 1551 nt
Organism: Oncorhynchus tshawytscha (Chinook salmon)
Lineage: Eukaryota; Metazoa; Chordata; Actinopteri; Salmoniformes; Salmonidae
Gene: rab42b
Product: RAB42, member RAS oncogene family
Exons: 2
Coding region: 462-1121 (219 amino acids)
Molecular function (GO): GTP binding; GTPase activity
Source: RefSeq, a predicted model, not a curated record